Messenger RNA from Drosophila yakuba, 916 nucleotides. RefSeq lists its product as uncharacterized. The transcript has 2 exons. Lineage: Eukaryota; Metazoa; Arthropoda; Insecta; Diptera; Drosophilidae. The record is from RefSeq and is a predicted model, not a curated record. Bases 308 to 700 code for a protein of 130 amino acids.
GCUGUCUGAUAUACCCCGCCAUAGUUAGUUAGUAAGUUAGUGUAUCAGAAGUGUGACAAUCGUCAAUGGCCAAGUGAGAGAGCGAGUGGGAGAGUCUACUGCACCUGCCGCCGAUAAGAGUUUUUCCAGGCGACACAAUGACAAUAUUUAACCUCUGACGGCAGCUCAUUUGAGUUUCACACGCCGACUAGAGGAGGAGCAGGAGGCGGUGGAGGUGGUGGCCAGUCAGAGUCAGCAUCGAAUCAUCAGCACAGAAGCACAGCGGAAACCGAAAGGAGCGCAGAAUCGUGGGCGGACACAUGUUGCCAUGUUGACAAGGGCAUGGGUGUGGAGGUGGGAAUGGAGGUGGCUGAUGUGGCUGUUAUGUUUGCUACCUGGUCAGGUGCUGCCCGGCAACGCCGCCUCGGUCACCUGGGGUCAUGUCAACAAAUACGCCAGCGUGCUGCACACCGAAGAUGUUUACCUGGCGCCGGGUAGCAGCGGUAGAGAUGUGGCCUACGGCUCGCAGAAUGCCAGCGAUAACUACCGGAUUACGGGCGUGCAUGUCGAGGAUCUCGGCGAGGUUGGAGCGGAGGCAGAGCUCAUAGCUGGCGGCAUUGGCCAGCAGUUUGUGGUCCUUCACUGCCGGCGACUUCGGGACUCCGAGGAGCAGCCACAAGCGGCUCAUCUCGAGGUGUCCAUCUAUGGAGUGGACCUAUAGGCUGUUGGCUACUUUGCAGGGGGAAUAAUCCCCAAGCCAUUUGUUGUAAAUAUCAAUUAGAACUUUCAACGGAGAACUUUCAGCUGUGCAAGCCAGAUAUCUUUCAGUGAAUUUAUAUAUUUUAAGUAAAUAAGUAAACAAAUUUUAAAUUCCCUAUACAUGUAACUUUAUGUGAAAUAUCAGUAAGCUAGCAGUUAGCCAUUUUUGAAGUACAAA